AUCCCAACUUAGUCCCUCCCCAAAUCGGCGAUUUUGUAAUCCUCCGACUGGUUUCGUGUAGCUUGUUUCGUAGUAGAUUCUCAAUUUCGAACUCCUUUCACUGGUGAAUCUCGUCUUGUUCAAGCCGUUUCUUAGCGGGUGGCUCUGAUUUGAAGAUGAUGGUACAUAUGGAUUUGAAGUUGAUUGCUUUUUCUUUUCUUUUCUUUUUCUUUUGUUAAAAUUUGAAGUUGGUUGUUUCUUGCUUCAUUGUUGUUCUGUUUCAUCAUUUUUAGAAUAAUGUAUGUACUAUUUCAACAUGUUUAUGUGUACUCUCUCAACAUGUUCCAGAUCAUUUAUGAACACGGCAGCGUCUUUCGUUUGCUCAACUUAUGAAUCAAUUCGUUUUCUCAAUUUCUGUUACAUAUGAUUAUAUGUAUACAAGAAAUCAUGUUUGUUCAUUGUUUCUUCAAUUUGGGUAUCGUCUAUAAAUGUCACAGGACUUGGAACCUUUUACUGAGGCUGUUACUAGGAUUCUUCAGGUCAUUAUCAUAGAACCCUCUUCAUUAGUGUCUGUCAUUCUUGUACCCAACUUAUACAUUAAGAGACCCUGAAUCGUUUGCAAAAGUUGUUGCUUUUGAAUAUGCAAAACUACAGGAGGCUUUGCACGCAAUGUGCUUGCUAGCUGAAGAAGCAAAAGCUGAUGUGAUUAGAGAACAGGAGACUGCAAGGAAAGCUAUUGAAGAAGCUCCUCAAGUCAUUAAGGAGAAUUCUGAGGAUACUGAAAAAUUCAAUUCAUUAACAUCAGAGGUGGAAGCUCUAAAGGCUUCGCUUCAGUCUGAACGACAAGCAGCAGAAGACUUGAGAAAUGCUUUCUCAGAGGCAGAGGCUCGAAAUUCGGAGCUGGCCACAAAUCUUGAAAAUGUGACAAGAAGAGUAGAUCAGCUUUGUGAAUCGGCUUCGCUCCAGUCUGAACAACAAGCAGCAGAAGACUUGAGAAAAGCUUUGUCCCUGGCAGAGGCUAGAAAUUUGGAACUGACCACAAAACUUGAAAAUGUGACAAGAAGAGUAGAUCAGCUUUGUGAAUCGGAAAGCCAGGAAGUACUAGUGAAGUGCAUCUCACAAAACCUUGGAUAUGAUGGAGGCAAGCCUGUUGCUGCAUGUGUCAUUUACAAAUGUCUCCUUCACUGGAGAUCUUUUGAAGUCGAAAGAACCAACAUCUUUGACCGUAUCGUGAAAAUAAUAGCCUCCGCCAUUGAAGUUUCAGAUAGUUACAAGGUUUCAGAUAAUAACGAGGUUUUGGCGUAUUGGUUAUCUAAUUCAGCCAUGUUAGUUUGCGUACUGCAACGCACAUUCAGAAGCUCUACAAUGCUAUCGUCCAAAGUAAGAAGCUGCAAAUCUAAUUUAUAUAAAAAUAUUAUCUUCCUUAACAUUUAUUUGCUUCAAUUCCUGUAUAAUGUUGUGUCUUCUUUACAAUCCAAAUAGGGAUUGAUGAGUGGUGUUCUAGUCUCUUAUCUGGAUAGACAAAGCCAAGUCGUACCAAAGUGCCCUGCAAUGCUUUUCAAGAAGCAGCUUAUUGAUUUCCUCCAGAAGAUUUAUGGAAUGAUGAGAGAUAAUCUAAAGAAAGAGAUCCUUCCUCACCUUGAGUAUUGUAAACAGGCACCAUGGCCAUUCUCAAACCCAAAAGAACGGAUUGUUCAUUGGCAACGUAUUGUGGGAAGCCUGAGAAGUUACCUAAAUAUAAUGAAAGCAAACAAUGUAAGUUUGAGGAUCCGUUAGAAAAUUAACAAAAUAGUAAAGUCAUGGUGGACUCGAACCAUGCCGGUUCGUCCCUUUUGGCCGAGGACUCGAGCAUCCCAUUCGCGGUGGAGGAUUUAUCAAAAUCAAUGCAGCAAGUGAUGUAAAUGACAUUGAGCUUUCUCAAUUGAUCCACGAGAAACCAAGUCUCAGCUUCUUACUCAGUCGUGAAGAAGGCAGUCCAUCAUAAAAUGGCAUAGGUGUGUUUGAUGCAGUCUUUACCUAAGGAGUUAUUUUGAUGUUAUUUAUAUGUUAUUUCAGGAUAGAUGUUGUUUUAGUUAUUUAUAUGCACUUACAGCUUUGGAAAUGAAUUCUGAGAGUCUCUUCACAUCAUUAGUUCACUUAGUUUUUGGUUUGACUACUGAGUUCCUUUCAUUUUCCACUUUUU
Molecule: messenger RNA, 2161 nt
Organism: Arabidopsis thaliana (thale cress)
Lineage: Eukaryota; Viridiplantae; Streptophyta; Magnoliopsida; Brassicales; Brassicaceae
Product: myosin
Exons: 7
Coding region: 649-1461 (270 amino acids)
Source: RefSeq, marked reviewed